This is a messenger RNA of Haemonchus placei, 834 nucleotides long. NCBI's taxonomy places the organism in Eukaryota, Metazoa, Nematoda, Chromadorea, Rhabditida, Trichostrongylidae. The record is from the annotation of a GenBank genome assembly.
CUGAAAAAUUUCAUUUUCAGAUUUUGCUCAAGCGAGUCGAGUUCUGCUAAAACCAAACCAUCUACUAGUGCUAAGGACGAAAUAAAGAAAACCAUAUUCCUACCUCAGACUUCCUUUGUGAACCAUGUCAAGUUUUCUGAACGCGGUUUACUCGAUCAACAGGUCUCUACCUCUGGCGGUUUACCGACACUCUACGAAUGGCAGCGAGAGCAGACCAACCGAAAAGAAGUUUUUGAGUUGUUGGAUGGUCCUCCAUAUGCGAACGGAGUAGUUCACACUGGUCAUGCCAUCAACAAAAUCUUGAAAGAUUUUAUUGUGAAGAGCAGAAUUGCCCUCGGUUACAGGGUCCGAUUUCGUCCAGGAUGGGAUUGCCAUGGACUUCCCAUUGAGCUGAAGAUCAGCAAAAGUGUCCAGUUUCGUACCAUCAAAACUCCUUUUUCAUUAGAAAUUUUCGUUCAGGGAAAGUCACCUCUCGAAAUUAGGGCUCUUGCUCGGCAGGUGGCCAAUGAAGCCAUCGCGAAGCAGUUGAACUCGUUCAAACGAUGGGGCGUAACAGCUGCAUGGUCCGAACCGUAUCUCACCAUGGAUUCAAUGUAUGUUUCCGAACAGUUGCGGUUAUUUGCAAAAAUGGUCGAGAAAGGAAUUAUCUACAGGGCCUUCAAACCAGUUUAUUGGUCUCCAAGCUCCCGUACAGCUUUGGCAGAGUCAGAAUUGGAAUAUAAUGAUAAACAUACCAGCACUGCUGUCUACUUUCGAUUCAAGGCCAGUUAUUUUCGAAGGUUUUGUGGGGGUGAUGUUUGGUCUAACGACCCACUCCUACUGUUUUCAAGGUGA